AGAUCAACCACGGUCCAACGAUGAAUAUGGGAUUUCACAUUCACUGACAUUACUGAUUUUGCUUCACGUAUCUGUGGUGAAACUAGUAACAGACUGAUCGACAUCAAAAAAUCGGUUAAACAUGACCAGAGAUCACAUAAAGUAAGAUCCUCUAUUUAGUGAAAUCUGCAUUAGAUGAAUCCAACUUUGUACUUGAUAACGCUUUUUGCUCAAUCAAGCACGACACUAGCGCUCCAAGAGGCCAGCGCAGAGUACCAAUAUUUCUUCAUGGAGCUAUCGCUCUCGUUUUACUUUUGCUGUGUGAAGCGACUGUCAGCCGUCACUCUGACAGUUUUGUGUAUUAUGUUUUGUGUUUUUGUUGUCUUUGCUUUUGUUUAUUUGCAAAAAAAGUAAACCCGGCUGUUCAAAAUACUUUAGAAUGCCUUUAAAAUAGUUUAGAUAUACAUUAUAAACACCAUGGAUUGCUUUACCACUGCUACUCCCUCGUGCCAUUGCCCUGAGGGACACGAGAACGUGAUACAAUUUUUAAAUUCGAAAGUUGAAGCUUUAUACUCGUACCGUGAUAGGUUUUUUGAAAACCAUAAAAUAGAAGAUGCAAUUUUGAAAAAUGAGGAAGUUGAAAAGUUACUGCAAACCACAAAGCAGAUAUUCAAUCAUCAUGAGGGUCUGAUAAAAGAUGAAGACAGAGCCCAAUACAACUUCUUGAUAGGGAAAAUGCUAAAUGUUGUUCCUAGCUAUGAUAAGCUUGCAGAAAAUUAUCUAUCAAAAGCGAUUAAACUUGAUCCUAAGUUAGUUGAAGCAUGGAAUGAAUUGGGCGAAUGCUACUGGAAAAAUGAUGAUAUAGGGAAGUCUACCAAUUGCUAUGAAAGGGCGCUUAAGGAGCAAAAAAACAAAAUUUCCUUGAGAAGCCUGUCAAUGCUAGCUAGACAAUCAAGAGCAAUCAGUGCAGAUGAAAAAAUGAAAAACAUAGCUAAAGGCUUAAAUUAUGCUAAAGAGGCAGUUCAGCUGGACCCCCAAGAUGGACUUUCAUGGGCUAUACUAGGCAAUGCACAUCUAUCAUCAUUUUUUGGUAUCCAGCAGAAUCCUGCAAUAUUGAAAAAAUGUUUGAGUGCAUAUGCACAAGCAGAAAAAGACUUGAUUGCUAGAACUACACCUGACGUCCAUUAUAAUAAGGGAAUAACGUUAAAAUAUGAAGAAGAGUAUGAACUAGCUCUUGAGUCAUUUAACAAUGCUUCCAUGUUUGAUCCUACUUGGGAUCCUCCUAGACUCAAGGAGCAACAGUUAGUGAGAUAUUUAAAGGAUAUUCAGGAAUUUGCGAUGAGUAGUGGAAAAAUGAAAGCCAAAAGACUGCAACAGUUGCUACAGGCAAUAGAUUUCAAACAGUUAGGGCCUUACUAUGGUGGAAGCUAUACAUCCACCACAGUCAACGAAACUGUAAAAUUAGAACUUUGCAAAUUAUCAGAAUUGAAAGCUGGUGUGAAUGCAGAGAAGGUUGUUUUAGGAAAGGUGGUCUGUUCUGUGAGGAAUGAGGAUGUUGUGCCAUUUACUUUUUGCAUGGUGGAUAAGGACGGAACCUGUGUGGUCGUGACUGUCUUCAAUCUAGCAGCUGGAAAAGGUUACAUAAUUGGCGAUUCAGUCGCUAUCCCCGAACCAUUUGUUACAGAUGUGAAUUUUUGUUAUAAAGGUGAUAAAUUCGACUUCAGAAUGAUCAGAGUGGAAGCACCGGUUGUCCUAGUUGUCAAUGGGAAGAAAGUGACCCGAGACCAGCAGGCAGGUGUAACUUUGUCCAUUUUUAAAAAGUACGACUGAACAAGACAAUCGGAGCUUUACGCAGAAGUGGUGCUGCAGGAAACGCGAUAACUGACCCGCUUAUUAAAAGAAGAUGAGAUAAAUCAAAAGAAUGUAACCCUGUAACGUCUUUGAGAAACCUUUAUAUACAACGCUAACGUGGUAUGCCCUCUUAUGCAACCUUCCAUCCUACGGCCUCCCAGAGAAGCUUUGCAGAUGGGGUGCUGCCGCCCCGACUACAUUAUCCAUGCUCGAUAUGGUUCAGAAGAGGGCUGACCGACUGAACGAUGGCUCUUCUCUAAUGGACAGCGUCGGGACCCUUUCGCACCGCCGACCGCCGGUAAUUUAGCUGAUUUCUGGCGCUAUGUCAACGGGGUUUGCUCCUUAAAUCUCUCCUUGAUACUGCUGCGCAAUGUUGCUGCUAGAUAGACCCGCCUGACUUUGGCCUCCCAUCCUAACCGUGUCGAACUUCGUACAUCAGACCUGGCCAAUACGACUGCUUCUUUGUUCCUAUAAGUCAGCGUGUUAUCAAUAUAGCCAAGUAGAAUCAAAACAAGGUUUUUUAGAUCUUAUUCAUUUAUAUGAUUUAGUUCUCUUACAGGUUUUUUCAAUACACAUUUGGG
This is a messenger RNA of Acanthoscelides obtectus, 2411 nucleotides long. The record is from the annotation of a GenBank genome assembly. Lineage: Eukaryota; Metazoa; Arthropoda; Insecta; Coleoptera; Chrysomelidae.